AUGUUAAAUGAGAGAUAUGACAAUCAACGAGUCAUUGUGCAGAAGCAUAUCAAAACCAUUUUUGAUAUGCCAAUAUUAUCAAGAGAAAGUCACACGGAGCUUCGGCAGCUUUUAGACACAAUUUUGAAGCAUUUACGGGCCCUUAAGGUUCUAAAACGUCGCACGGAUCAUUGGGAUGACCUUCUUAUUCACGUGGUCACCAGCAAGCUGGCACCUAUCACGAACAAGGAAUGGGAGACCAGCCUAAAGAGUGCCAAUGUUCCAACGUUUAAGGAAUUGAUCGAAUUCUUAUCUCAGCAAUGCCGAGCGUUAGAAGCCGUCGAUAGGAAACCGCAGAUCGCAGCGUGUCCCAGUAAGUUUGACAAAGGCGGCACGAAGAAAGCUACGACCGCCCAUGUAGCGGUCACUAAAACGCCAUGCAUCUUUUGUAAAGGAGAUCAUCCAAUUUUCCGUUGUGACAAGUUCAUCGCGCUGUCCGGCGACAAAAGGCUACAAGAAGUAAAGGAACGCAAGUUUUGCCUAAACUGUCUGAAAUCUACUGAGCAUAGAGCAAAACAGUGCACCGCCGGAUCGUGCAAAAAGUGUAACAAAAGACAUAAUACACUAAUUCACAUCGAGUCAAACAAGCAGGUCGAGAAUGUGGAAAAUGACGCAUCAAGCUCUCGUCCAAAUCCAGAACCGUCAGCCGCCAGCGUGAAUCAUAUAGCCUGUAAAGAAGGACAUCAAUUCUUGUUGUCAAUGGCAAUCAUCCAAGUCAAGAACGCCAAGAGAAAAAUCACUUUGGCGGAUCCCGACUUUAUGGAAUCGUCAAGAAUCGACAUGCUCUUAGGGGUUGAAGUGUUUUGGGAUUUCAUGUGCGUAGGACAAAUAAAGAAAAUGGAGAGUCAGCCGUGCUGGCAAAAAACGCAUUUGGGCUGGAUUGUAGCGGGUGGAAUUCAAACAAGGUCUUGCUCAGCAACAACAGCAUGCACUCUGGCUACAAACGAAGAAUUAAAUCAAAAUAUAAAACGGUUUUGGAAAAUCGAGCAUGGCGCGCGGAAUCAAGAAAUGUCGCAUAAAGAACGAAAAUGGUUAAGGCAUUUUGAAGAGAAUUUUAAACGAAACGCGGAAGGUAAAUUUGUCGCCAAGCUCCCAAUUAAGCGCAAAGAAAUGGCGCGUCUUGGACCGUCUAAGGAUACGGCGAUAUCUCGUUUCAAGGGACUGGAAAGACGACUCGAACGUCAGCCGGAAAUUAAGAGAAGAUACGUAGAAUUUAUGAAUAAAUACAAACUAUUAGGACACAUGAGAGAAGUCACGACUGCGAAUACAACAGCGAUGCCGCACUAUUACUUACCCCACCGCUGCGUCAUUAAGGAAGAAAAUUCUACAACUAAGUUGAGGGUGGUGUUUGACGCCUCCUGCAAGACAGCAUCCGGUGUCUCCCUCAAUGACACGCUUUUAGUCGGUCCCACGUUACAGCAAGAUCUGCUAUCAAUUGUCGUAAGAUAUUCAAGUAUGUUUUGA
Molecule: messenger RNA, 1503 nt
Organism: Linepithema humile (Argentine ant)
Lineage: Eukaryota; Metazoa; Arthropoda; Insecta; Hymenoptera; Formicidae
Source: RefSeq, a predicted model, not a curated record